UUUGUGUCAUAUUGGUAAAAGCUUUCAUUCAGAUAGAAAAAUGUCAUAAAUAUUGUUACAAUCAAUGUCAGAAUCAUGAAAAAUAUGACUAGAAUACCUUUUUGGCAUCCUUCUUACAGGAGACUACGUGGGAAGGAGAAGCCUAAGUUCCCUCACUCUGCCCUCGUUUCUCCCGUCCAGUCAAGCCAGGGUUCCCUUGAGUGAGGAGCCUCCUCUGUUGAGACCCAAGGAAAGGCACGUGCAGUCACUCAGCUGUUGGAGGUCUGGCUUUGCAGAGUGUGUGGAGCCAUAAGGGCAACAAUGAGUAUUCUCCCCGACCGGAUUCCUUUGGCCCCACUCAUGGACAAGGAAAUAUUUGGCACAGGAGUCAGUAUCAAAGAGGAGCUCAGCGGAGAUGUCACCGAAGAGAUGUGGUUGGAAGUAAAGGAAGAGCCGUACGAUUAUGCAGAUGAAGCAAAUUAUGAAGUGAGUGAAGUGAAAGUGAAGAAUGAAUUUCUUUCCAUCAGGGAUCUUCAAGACCUUAAAAAUGAAGCGAAUGAAAAAGACUCGUGUGAUAUUAUUGAGGAUUGCAACACCUUGUCUAAAGCAUCAUUUGUGGCAGAGGAAAAUGAGAUAAAAUGUUCAUCAGAAGAGAAUGAAGCAAAACAUAAGGAAAAUCAUAAAGAUAUUACACAAAGAAAAGUGGAUAGGAAAUUGAAGUCUUUUGUAUGCGAUGUAUGCGGCAAAAUUUUCUACAGAAAGUCAUGUAUACAGAAUCAUAUGAGAGUACAUACAAAGGAGAAACCAUAUAUCUGUGACAUUGCAAAAAAGCCUUUUCUGAGAAAGGUUCUCUAGUAGAGCACAUGCGAGUACAUACAAAGGAGAAACAAUAUAGCUGUGAUAUUUGCAUCAAAGCCUUUGCAUUGAAAAAUAAUCUAGCAGUGCACUUGAGAGUACAUACAAAGGAGAAACCAUAUAUCUUUGAGAUUUGCAAUAAGGACUUCUCAGAUAGAUCAGCCUUAGUGAGACACAUAAGAGUACAUACAAAGGAGAAACCAUAUAGUUGUGAGAUUUGCAAAAAAAACUUUUCUCAAAGAGAUUCUUUAGUAAGUCACAUAAGAGUACCUACAAAGAAGAAACCAUAUACCUGUGACAUCUGUUAUAAAGACUUCCCAUAUAAAUCUCAUUUAAUGAGACACAUAAGAGUACAUACAAAAGAGAAAUCAUAUAUUUGUGAUAUUUGCAAAAAGGCCUUUUCUCAAAGAGAUUCUUUAGUAAGUCACGUGAGAAUACAUACAAAGGAGAAACCAUAUAUCUGUGACAUUUGCAAAAAAGUUUUUUCUCGGAAAAAUUAUCUAGUAGUGCACAUGAGAGUACAUACAAAGGAGCAGCCAUAUAGCUGUGAGAUUUGUAAUAAGGACUUCACAUUUAAAUCUGAAAUAGUGAAACACAGAAGAGUACAUACAAAGGAGAAACCAUAUAGCUGUGACAUUUGCAAAAAAGCUUUUUCUGCAAAAAGUAAUCAAGUAAGGCAUUUGAGUAUACAUACAAAGGAGAAACCAUAUAGCUGUGAUGUUUGCAAAAAAGCCUUUUCUCGGAAAAAUAAUCUAGGAAGACACAUGAAAAUACAUACAAAAGAGAAGCCAUAUAGCUGUGAGAUUUGCAAUAUAUCUUUCUCAGAUAGAUCAGCCAUAGUGAAACACAUAAGAGUACAUACAAAGUAGACUCCAUAUAUCUAAUAUUUGCAAAAAAGCUUUUUCUGCAAAAAGUCAUCUAGAAGGCAUGUAAGGGUACAUACAAAGGAGAAACCAUAUAGCAUUGAGAUUUGCAAUAAAGACUUCUCAGAUAAGUCUGUCUUAGUGUAUCACAUGGAACAUACAGAGGUUAAGCCAUUUAUGUGUGGUUUCCAAUAAAACCUUAUCUCUAAAAUAUAUUCUAGCACAACAAAAGAGUAAAUGCAAAGGAGCAAUGUGCCUGAGGAUUCUCCGAGAAAUAUGAUUCAGUGAUUAUGAGGAGGCAUGCAAAGUCAAAGUUAAAUAGGCUUUCUCUAGGAUAAAGAAUAUUCUGGUGUACAUAAAAGUCACAUAGAUAUACCUUCACUCAGCGUAGAAAUGAGAAUUACUCAUGGAAAAAUGAUCUGCGAGGAAGACAUCUUCCUUACAUUUUGUGGCAGAUGCAUCAUAGAGUUUGAAGGUUCUCUUUUUCUGACUUAUGUUUCAUAUAAUUUUGUUAAUGUGUAAUUUUGUCUAGAUCUAUCAAGUUAUUUGUGUUAUUUCCUGUAUUUUAGUCUUCUUAGACUUAAUGUCACAUUGGGGCAGUCAAAUGACAUGCUCCUCCCCUCUUCAACAGUCACUAAUAUGGAAGUUAUUGGCCUAUUUAUACAUGUGUUGUAACUUCUAUCAUGAUUUCGUUAUUGCUGUUACAGGAGGAAACUUUAUGUAUUUCAUGUGAAAUACUAAAGAUCUGUAAUAAUAAUUAAAGGAAAGUGCCAUAAGUAAUCACUCAGGGUAAUGUAUUGUUGUAUUUUAGGAAAAGGCAUGAAUAGACAUGAAUAUUCCUUUACUGCAAGAGUUGUAUUUGAACCAUUUCAGUAUAUCCUAUGAUGUGUAUAUCUGAUGAAGAUAUAAUCAAAGUGUAUUAAAUGCAUUUGUUAGAAUGUGAAGAUAUCCAUACUCAUUUUAUACCACUCUAUGUCUAUCACUAUGAACAUUAUUAUUUCUUAUCUUCACUUUCAUUUUGUUGACAACCGUCCUCAGUAUGUAUGAAGCAUUGGCCGUGAGCCAGUCCGCAAGCGAUUAGCCAAUUGACUAAAUGUAAGGGGAAUAUUUACCUUUGUGCCUUGAAUAUUCUGAGAGGAAGGACAGCACCCAACUGUCAUGUCCUCAUAUAUCAUUUUAAUGAUAGGCAUGCCUUCAGCCUUGAAGAUGUGAGGACUUAUGUGUAUACCUAUCAUGUGUUGCUUUAGCAAACAUACAGGUGGGCCAGCUAUACACAACACACUGUUGUAUGAUUACAGCAUAGAAAAUCUUGGCUCUGUCAUGUUAGGGAUAAAUAUGUGUAUAUAUAAAUAUGUGUGUAUAUAGAUAUAUAUACAUAUAUACGUAUAUAUACAUGUAUAUGUAUAUAAAAUAAUCUGUUUAUAUAUACAAUGCAAAACCACACACACUAAUACAUGCAAAAUACUUUUUGUUUUUUGUGUGCAAACAUGUUGAGAUCUUUUUAUUUUAUUAGCCUAUAUCUCUGUAGAAACUGAUACACUGACCAGACAAGCAGAGUGCAAUGCUCUCAAAUAUAUUUCAUGUAUGUCUCAGAUUUAUAUUUUCAUUAUAAAUUGUGUUGUAUGUUUCUUAAUGUAAAGUUCAUAAGCAUAUGUGUCUUUUUUGUGCCACUUUUGCAGUAUAUCAAUUACAUGUCCGCAAUAUAAGGUUAAUGAUAGUUGCUAAAACAACAGGGUAAAAAAAUUUAAUGUUAUUAGUCAUAUGAUGGGAUAUUGACUUCAUUAGGAUAUCUUUGAAAUCAUGAUUUAUUCUUAUGUGAUGAGAACAGAUCUGAUGAUCAAUUCUG
This is a messenger RNA of Penaeus vannamei (Pacific white shrimp), 3543 nucleotides long. The record is from RefSeq and is a predicted model, not a curated record. NCBI's taxonomy places the organism in Eukaryota, Metazoa, Arthropoda, Malacostraca, Decapoda, Penaeidae.